AUGGCAAGCCCUUUGUCGCCGCUGAACUCGCAGCAGCUCAACUCUCGCACUCCAGCCACCGUCGUGCGUGAAGACAAGAUGGCCACCAAUACCGUCACAACAUCGACCCCGACCAAACAAACACAAGAAGAGUCCAUCAUCAACUGGGACGACGAAGACGUCGGAAGCUCGCCUNUUGUCGCUGAAGCAGACAUUCGCGCCGCCAGCAACAACUUCGAUCAAGUUCAAAUUGACCCCGAGGUUGACGCCAUCUUCGAAGACCCGUCAGACCCAUCCGAGACUCAAUUCUUCGAGACGACCGACAACAAGGCCUCAACCUUUUCAUACUCUUCUGUCGGCGAGAAAGAGAAUACUGUCGCUCCCGAGUCCGAAAACAUCGACGCCGAGUCCCAAGACGAGAACAAGCACAAGACACCAGAGAAAUCAACCACCCCAGAGCCCUCCAGAAAAUCAAUGUCUCCCCUCAAACCAAAAUCGACCAUCAAGAAGAGGCGCAGCAGCACUUUUGAGGAAGACGCAGCUGCCAUGCCGCCACCUUCGACCAGAAAGACGUUGCGCUUCAACUCUCCCCUCAAGGCCAAAUCUCCUGCCAAGCAGCUCGACUUUGCAAAUGAGACUCCUCUUCCUCACAGUCGCGAACCUUCGUUCGAGAAGGCUGACGAGACCAUUGACGAUUCUGUCAUGAUUCACGAUGUUGACGAAACUGGCGUCGACGACACUUGCUUCAGCACCUUCUCUGCUGUCCCUGAUAUGACUAUGUUUGCCAAACUGGGCGAUCGCAGAAGCCCUCUCAAACAAUCUGUCCAACGAACACCACAGAGCGAACAAGCCACACCAAGACCCAUCAGAAGACGCGAAUCCGACGAGCGAUCACCCUCUCCCACACCUCGCAGACCUAGAACUCCUGGUACUGCUCAGUCGAACACAACCAACCUCAUCGACUUCACUCAGCAGAUCGAACGCUUUGCCCACGCUUCCAGCCGCCCCGAUGUCCAACAGACCCCCUCUCGUCGUUCUCCUCAAAAGUCUGCCACCGAGCCCAACCUCCUGUCAUGCCCGAACCAACAACGCUCACCAAACAAGGGUGCAAGGAUGAGCACUCCAGCAAAGUCUACCAGCCUGCUCAAUCUGCUCGACUUUGAGCUGCCUCCAGCACCCACUCCUCGCUCCGUUCCUACCAUCACCAUACGCGAACUCGAAUCUAUGAAGUCGCAAUAUCAAUCUCAAAUUUCUUCCCUCAAGGCCACUCUCUCUGGCAGAGAAGCCGAAGUUGACUCGCUGAAGAAGGCUGUAGGAGAUGCUGAAAGGCGUGUUGGCGAGGCCCUCGAGAACCUCCGCGAGGAGAAGGGCCAGCGCGAGCAGAUUGAACAUGAGAAGAAUCAAUGGGAGCAGCGUGGUGUUGAGUUCGAACAGCUGCUCCAGAACGUCAAACAGGAAGUCUUGCGCAGUGAUGAAGAGAAGGAAUCGUUAGUUCGCCGCGCAGAAGAGAGCGAGCGCUUGACGGAGAAACAUCAGACUCGCGCAGACGAGGCAGAGUCCAAGAUUCUCGACCUAGAAGCCCAGCUUGCAACUGCUCGUGCUGCUAUUCCCAAGAACGACGGAUCGGGAAACAUGAUUGACGAAGCGCAAAUCCAACACCUCGUGCAACAACAAAUCGAUGCAAAGGUCGAAGCCGUGUCUCGCGAACUUCACGCUGUCUACAAANAGAAGCACGAGACCAAGGUCGCAACACUCAAGAAAUCUUACGAAGCACGUGGCGAGAAGAAGUGCGCCGAACUCCAGACCCGUCUUGAUGAAUUAGUCAAACAGAACGAAGAGCUCACAGCAGCUGCAAGCAACAACGUCGAGUCCUCCAUGAUGUUCACAGCCGACGACCGCAGAGUAAUGGAAGAAGCAAACUCGACCAUCGAAGAACAACGAGCUCACCUCGCCAACCUGGACCGUCAACUCCAAGUCAUGNCGCAACGAACAAGCAGAUCUGAUCCGCGAACUCGAAAAGAGCGAGUCGAAAAGGGCGAGCUUGUUGCUGCGGUUGACGAAAUGUUGCUUNUGCAGAGUUCAGCUCCUGAGGGCAAUACCGCAGCCAUCGAAGAUUUCAGACGCAGCAUUAGUCGUCCUGCUCCUCCGCCCCACGCAAGCAUUCCUACCUUCAAAGAGCAACCUGCCCCUGCGCAAAGCAGAAUCGGGCGUGGUAUGCCUAGGCCUUCAGGUAUUGCGUCCAAGAGCAAGAUGAUGAGCAAUAUCGAGCGCAUGGGUGGUGCGCCCAAACAUUGA
Aureobasidium musti is the source of this 2274-nucleotide messenger RNA. Lineage: Eukaryota; Fungi; Ascomycota; Dothideomycetes; Dothideales; Saccotheciaceae. The record is from the annotation of a GenBank genome assembly.